AUGGAGAGUGACACCAAAACGGCUCCGGACUCCGCAGAAGUGUCUCUGCGCAGCCCUGGCGAGCCGGAAACGACCAUACUGGAAGAGCAGCGGACGGGUAUCGUAGCUAAACUGAGCGCCGCAUCGGCUGCCGUUGCUGUGGCGGCUUCCGAAAAGUCCACCACCGACCAGAGCACCUUUGCCGGCAAUUUGGAGAGUGCGCUCAAGGAGAAGAACGUUCCGAUUCAGAAGAAACUCUCCCAGGAGGAGGAUGAAGGUGUCGAGGGGGAGGAGGAGGAGAUAGAGGAAGAGGUUGAAGAAGAGGUUGAGGAAGAGGAGGAAGAAGAGGAAGAAGAGGAGGUGUCUGUAGAGGAGCAGAAGAAAACAGGUGAUCCACAGCCUCCGGUAAGUAAGCCUUCGAACGAAGAGCCUGUGAAACAACUGCCCGUCGAGUCAACGGCAAGUGCAGCAGAAGUCCAAAAAGAUGGACCAGCUGCUGGAGAAUCUGUAGUCGAUGCCUCUAGUAAGGACGCGCCUACCCAAGAGCCUAAAGAAGAGAAACAAGCAGAUCCGUCCACUGACGAACCAGAUUCAUCGAAGGUGUCGUCGCUGGAAGUGGCUGCUGUCGGAGCGUCAGUCGGCGACCAAGAUUCAACGCUCGAGUCGAAAGAGCAUGGCGAUAGGCCCAUGGUGCCACCGCAGACUUACCUCUGGGAGGAGGUUAAGAAGUCCAAGGAACAGGGAGGGUAUCCAUGGACACAUUUGUACAAAGGAGACCUGGAGGAAGGUGCAGAAGGUGCACAACCGCCAACGGUCGAAUCACCUGCAUCGAACCGGCGUCGCAAAGGUGAAGAGCAAACCGUAGAGGAGGAGGAAGAUCUUUCUGCCGAGAAGAAGGUUAAGGUACAGAAUGGAGAACAUCGCGCAACCGAGGAUCACCCGAUGGAUGUCGAUGAGGCGACCACAUCGAAUGGACAUUGCGAAGAGCCACAGGCAGACCAGGCUACCGCUGGUCCGAGUGAAUCGAAGCCACAGUCUCCACGACGCAGCAGAAAGCGGGCAGCAUCCCACGAACCGGAAACGGGUAGUCGGCAUUCGGUUAAGGAAGAGAUCAAACACUUCCUCGAUGGGCAUCCGUCUAUUCGUAGCUUCAGCAACAGUCUCACCCGUCAGGGCAAGAAAACGCGCACCUUCGUUAGCCGUUCGCUGGAACGGGCCAAAUCGAUGGCCGAUCGCCAGAUCGAUCGGGCCCGGGUGCAGAUGAACACGCUGCGCCGCAAGAAGGCUGCAUCGGAACCGCGCGGAUUUCCGGAUCAAAAGAUUCUGAAUCUGCGGGAAUCGCCACGGUUGAACAAUCGCGAAAUUCCGGCCUAUGUUGUGCGUCAACCGAGUGACGAGGUGAUUGAAGUAGUGGACGAAGAUAAAAUUGUGAAGGUAACGGUGGAAACGGAAGCAUCCAACAGUACCGUGGUUGUGCCGGAUGAAAUCAUAGAGCUGAUGCAGGAUCAAGCGGAUCGACCGGUGGAGUCAGCGGAAGAACCAAUGAUGGUCGUGGAGGUAUCCGCCCCGACCACAGCCAUUCCACCGGUAGUUGAGGAUGAUCGCUAUGAAAUAAUUGAACCACCAAAGACGGAGGUUGCGGCAAGCGUGGAACAACAACCACCACCGGUUGUUGAGUCUCCGAUCGUACCCGUGAAAGCGAAACCACCGCAGAAAGCACCUCGCAAGAAGAAGGAACAUCAUUAUGAAGAUAUUGAAGAUUUUGAGCCGCAAUCGACGAAGGACGCAACACCGGAACCCACAGUACCGGGCGUUGAUCAAAAACUGCAGCGUCAGGAACACAUCAAGGAAGAAGGGCUAGAUCCAAUCAUUGGGGAGAUGCUGGGCAAUGACAAGAUCAAGAUAUCACUUCAACUUCAGGACGAAAAGUUCGUAGACGACAUGUUCGGCCGGAGAAAGCAUCUGGACGAGAUACUGCAACAAUCGUCCGAAGACGAACGGGAAAAGGAACCGGUGAAACUGGCGAGCAAAGGUCUGCUGGCGCCCAUAUCGUCGAUCGAUUCAACGUCCUCGGACGAGGAGGCUCGCCGCUCGCACCUGAGCACACUGGCAGAGGAAAGCGAUACGGGCAGCAUCGAUGGAGGUACUCCGUGCAAGAAGCAGGACUCGCUGAAAGAAUCGGAGCUGCCACCGGUGGAGGAGUGCAGCAAAGAGUUGGAACUGACGCCCGCCGAGGAACGUCUGCUGAUGGAAGCGGAAAAGACGAAGGCAGACAGUUCGCCCAAACAGGACGCCAGUCAACCGGCAGAACCGGAAUCAGCCGUACCGGUGGUGGACACGGAACAACCGAAGGUUGACACUCGUUGGUCAAAAAUGAGGCAAGUGUAUUCUACGGUCUAG
Molecule: messenger RNA, 2379 nt
Organism: Anopheles marshallii
Lineage: Eukaryota; Metazoa; Arthropoda; Insecta; Diptera; Culicidae
Product: neurofilament heavy polypeptide-like
Exons: 4
Coding region: 1-2379 (792 amino acids)
Source: RefSeq, a predicted model, not a curated record